GUGGUGUGUGUUCUGGAGUUUGGGAAUGUGUUUUGUGUUAUUUUGUUUGAGCAGGUUUUUUGUGAUGAUAGAUCUUGAGAAGAUCUUUCCGACGCAACAAGAAUCGCUUCAAUCGGAGCAAGAACGCGAAAGCUAUGAAGAUUCAAAGUUCAUGAGCUUGCGUUACAAUUGCGGCGGUUACAAAGUGAAGUUGUGGGGUGACUCUAUAUGGAAUUGGGACCUUUGGGGUUGGGGAAAUUCGUCACUCUACUGUAACAGCUGCAAAUUGGUUGGGAACAACCAAGCUAGGUUGGCAAGGGUGGCUAACUUGGAUGGAUUGGUUGGGAAGGGACAAAGGUCAAAUUUGGGGUUCCUAUAGGGAGGGAAUCUUUGUGCUUAUGGGGUUUCCUUGGUUGGGGACUCUCUUGGGACCUUCCCUCUCAUCCCUCUCUUCUAUUCCAACCUUUCUCUUGCUCCUCUAAUUCCUUGUGAGAUUCUUGAACUUUGAUUGAACUCUUGAGAUUGAGUUAAGUUCUCCUCCUACAGCUUACCCCCUAGUGCGUCGAAAGCCAUAGCGUCGUGAAUACUUCAUCAAUCAACGAGAUGUUCGAGCACAUCAAGGAUCUUGUGGAAGCGGAUGAUUCGGGUCCAAGGGCGUGGAAACUACUACGCGAUGUGAUUCAGCCCAACACUCUCCCAAUGGUGAUCGUGCUCGAGAAGGAACUUGCUGCCAUCUCCAUGCGACGAGGGGACGAUGUUAAGGGAGCUAAUGGGGAGCUUGUGGGGCUUGGGAAUGUUCUGCUGGUUGAAGGCUUGUCUGCUAACCUUCUCUCUGUGCGGCGACUGCAGAAGAGCAAGGCCGAAGUGACCUUUGGACCAACCAGCUGCCGUGCUAAGCUUGGGAAGAAGGUGCUGUGGAGUUUGGAAGAGGAGACCAGCUGCAUCAAGGACCUAUGGCAGCUGCCCAUCAUCCCUUGGAAUGGGAAGACUCCAACAGCAGCAACGGCAGCAGCGGCAAAGGCAACAGCAGGAGGAGAUGCAACUGCACCAACUGAUGGGGUCCUGGAAGCAGUCAAGAAAGUGCAGCAGCAGCAGACACAUGGCAAGGUGCUUGCUGGUGUGGAUGCGAGCGCGGCAUGGGCCAAGGCUUCAUCUAGGAGUGGUGAGGCCGAUUGGGAGACAUGGCAUGAGAGGCUGUGUCAUGUGAACUUCCCUAUGCUGCAGAAGUUGGUGAAGGAUGGGAGCCUGAAAGGAUUGGAGGUCAAAGGGGGAGUGAAGGAGAUUGGGAGCUGCCCUACAUGCUUGGAGACCAAGUACUCCAAGUUCCCUUUCAACAGCACUACAGGACCAGCCAAGCCCCCACUCGCACUUGUGCACAUGGAUGUGGUGGGGCCCACAAGAGCCCUUUCCCUCUCAGGCAGCCGCUAUUUCUUGACAAGAGUGGAUGACCACACUCGGGCAGUGUGGGUUUACCCUUUGAAGAGCAAGGGGGAGGUGGCAGCGGCUGUCCUUAAGGAGUGGAUGCCUAGAGCUCAGAGGGAAUGCGGACACAAGGUGAAGGUGAUCCGCAGUGACAAUGGUGGGGAGUUCAUUGGAGCUGAUUUUGAGGGGGAGUUGAAGAGGAAAGGGAUCCAGCAUCAACUGACAGUGCCCUAUAACCCGCAGCAGAAUGGUGUGGCUGAGAGGUUCAACAGGACCCUGCAGGAGGGGGCACGCACUCUCCUUGGGCGUGCAGGGCUGCCUGAUCCGUUUUGGGUGUCUCCACUGAGGCAGGUCGCCCUUGUGAAGAACAGGGUGCUGGCUACAGUUGGGGAUAAGGAGUGGAUCCCAUAUGUCAAGUGGUAUGGGAGUGCUCCAGCUGUGAACAUGCUGAGGGCAUUUGGGUGCAUGGUGGUGUUUCAUGUGCCCAAGGAGAAAAGGGAGAAGUUGGAGGCUUCUGGAAGAUGGGGUGUGCACUUGGGGAUUGCAAAGGAUCACAAGGGGUGGCUGCUAUGGGACUUGACCACCCAGAAGCUGACUGUGUCAAGGGAUCUGAUGUUUCUUGAGUCCCUGUACUACAAAGAAUGGAAGCAGCAGCAACAGAAGCUUCCAUCUACACCGCUCAUUGUGGAGGCAGAUGAGGUGCAGCAGCCUUCAAGACAGGCGGAGGUUGCAGUGUCUGAGGAGGAGAUGUCUGGGGUGACUGAGGAAGGGGGAGCAGCUGAAGUGGAGCAGCAGCAGCAGCAGCGUGAGUCUCCUCCUCGAGUUCCACACCCGCCUGAGCGACCUAGGAGGGAUGUGCGCCCUCCGGUGAGGCUGACCUAUGGGGGAAGAGGCAAGCCGAAUGUGGUGCAGGCUGGGAGUGUGGUUGAGCAGAUUGAGGAAGAUGAGAUCGCUCACUGCUACUGGGCACCAAUCCCUGAGCCCGAGACUCGAGAGGAGGCCUUGAAUGGACCAAAUGGGGAGAAGUGGAAGGCGAGUGAGGAUGAGGAGUUCGGGUCCCUGAUUGAGAACGAGACAUGGGACCUGUGUGACUUGCCUCCUGGGAAGAAGGCAAUCACUUCCAAGAUGAUCUACAGGCACAAGUAUGGACCUGAAGGGGAGCUGACCAGCAAAAAGUCUAGGCUUGUGGCACAGGGGUUUCAGCAGACAAAGGGGAAGGACUAUGAUGAGGUGUUUGCUCCUGUGGGGAAAGGAACAACACUAAGGGUGCUGUUGGCGAUAGCUGCACUCCUCGGAUGGAAGAUUCGGCAGAUGGACAUUGUGACUGCCUUUCUGAAUGGGAUCAUUCUGGAGGAGGUGUACAUGAAGCAGCUAGAGGGGCUGGAUGAUGGGAGCGGCAGGGUCUGCAGGCUGAAUAAGGCCAUCUAUGGCCUUAAACAGGCGCCUCGUGCAUGGUAUCACAAGUUGGAGGAGGCGUUGUUGGCUGGGGGUUUCAAGAAGAGUGAGUGUGACCCCAGUCUGUUCCUGUUGCAGGAGAAGGAUGAAAUCCUCAUGCUCUUGGUGUAUGUGGAUGAUAUCCUUCUCUUUUCUGCAUCAACUGCUUUGCUGGACAGCGCAGAGCAGAUGCUGGAGAUGCAGUUCAAGUGUUCCAAGAUGGGUGAGGUGAAGUACUACCUGGAGAUGCAUGUGAAGAGAGAUGUGGAAAAGGGUGUGCUGAGGUUGCACCAAAGGAAGUACUGUGACGGGCUGGCUGAGAAGUAUGGGCUGCAAGAUGGAGGAAAGCCAGCAACACCACUACCUUCGGGGUUUACUGUGGAGCCAUGUGCUGAUGAGGAGAUAGUGGGUGAGAGUGACAGGAAGCUGUUUCAUUCGAUGGUUGGGUCGCUGAAUUAUUCUGCAAAUCAUACACGGCCUGACAUUGCAUUUGCUACAUCACAGCUGGCUAGUGUGGUCUCACGCCCUAGUCAUGAGCAGCUGGAAGCGGCCAAGAGGUUGGUCCGCUAUGUGAGCGCUACGGCAUCAGUGGGAUUGGAGUACAGUGGAGUGAGGCAGCGGUUACAGAGAGGUUCUGCAGAUGUGAAGAGUGGAGAGAUGCUCUUGAGUUGUUAUACUGACGCUAGCUUCAACUCAGUGAAAGCGGAUGGCACCAGCAUUGGGGGUUAUGUGUGCUUGCUAGGAGGUGGUGCUGUGAGCUCGCGCAGCAAGAAGCAGAAUGAGAUGGAAUUGUCCUCAUGUGAGACUGAGUACAUGGCCUUACACCAUGGGGCCAAGGAAGUGGUGUGGCUGAGGCGUUUGUUGGAGGAGUUGGGAGUUGGUCAGGAGGAGCCGACAGUUGUGUUUUGUGACAAUGAGUCUGCUGUGAAGCUCGCCAAGAAUGCUUGUCUGCAUGGGCUGACAAAACACAUAAGGCCUAAGUGGCAUUGGGUGAGAAAACUCCUUGAUAAGGAGGUGCGGCUGGAGAUAGUGAAGAACCAUCAGCAGGCAGCAGAUAUUUUCACUAAGCGUCUGGCGGAGGCGGAUCAUUGGAAGAGCAUGAAGCUUGCUGGGAUGAGUGUGCAUUGAAUAUGCAUGCUUGAGAUGUUGGUAUGGUGGAUGAUGGUUGGCAGCCAGAGGGGGAGAUUGUUGUGUGAUGUCAUCAUAUGCUAUCACAUUCUGUCUGCCUCACAUCCCUUGUUUCAAUUCGCAUAUAUGGUUUGACUGUGUGUGAAAGAAUUUGUGUGGUAUUCUUGAACUUUGAUUGAACUCUUGAGAUUGAGUUAAGUUCUCCUCCUACAGCUUACCCCCUAGUGCGUCGAAAGCCAUAGCGUCGUGAAUACUUCAUCAAUCAACGUGAUUCAAAUUGGGAACGGUAGCUGAGAUUAAGAGCUACAACAUCUCUAAAUUUCGCGAUAUUCCAACGGCUAGUGUUUCGUCGACGUCGUUUCUUGUGAAGACGACUUUUCUGUCCAGAAUUUCGGAUUUAUAUUUUGAGUAAUUCUAG
Molecule: messenger RNA, 4381 nt
Organism: Closterium sp. NIES-67
Lineage: Eukaryota; Viridiplantae; Streptophyta; Zygnematophyceae; Desmidiales; Closteriaceae
Source: the annotation of a GenBank genome assembly